CGACUGGCUGCACCUCACGGUUGAUCCGGUUUUACGGGGUGAGCCAGACCUUCAAGACUUCAGUAAAACCCCUCCUCUCGUAAUAAUAUCAUUUCCCAGCAUCGCCUAAAUAACAGUAUAUUACACAGAACAAUAAUGAGUAACCACAGUUGAACACGCAACGACAACAGUCUCAACUAAUGUAUAAAAGGACAAUGUUGUGGUACCUAAAAUGCACAGUCAGUUCCAAGUUUCUUCUCAGUUUCAAGCUUCUCUGCCAGCAUCCGAACAUUUAAUUAAUAGCUGAUCAACAUGUCUUUAACUAUGCUUACUUUGGUUGCUGUUAUUUUGAUGGCUUUCGUCAGCUCAUCUUUCUCGUAUUCGGAUACUUAUUCCAACACUCCGGCAUACUCUUACGCUUACCAGAUCUUGGAUACUUAUUCUGGCCAGGAUUUCGGUCACGAAGAGGCUAGUAAGCUAGGCAAGGUAAACGGAGAAUACCGUGUACUCUUACCCGACGAUCGCCUUCAAGUUGUGAGCUACUCUGCCGAUCAAAAUGGAUACGUAGCCGAUGUGCAGUAUGCUGAUGGCUCAACGAGUCCAGCUUAUGGCAAGGGCAACGCUAAUGGUUACAGUGGAUCAGAGGGUUAUGCAUCAGGUGCUGCUUCAGUCAAGACUUCGUCCUACUUCAAUCCGCCAACUAGCAAUGGAGGAUAUCAAUACGGAGGAAAUGGUUACGGUGCUGGAAACAACUAUCAGAACGCUGGUCUAGCUGGUCAAGGAGUAUACCAACAAGCUUUCAAGUCCGGCUGUAUCUGCCAAUGUCCAGCAUAAAUAGCGACCGUGCAGCCGAAUUGGGUACUCAACAUGCACUUUUGUAGACUUAUGUGGAUAUGCUCACCUUUGCACGCAGAAGGAAAGCAACAAUAUGCUAGAUAAAAUAAUUAUUUAUUAAGGGAACUGCUAUGUUUGUAGCAUAAGGAUAUGUUGUUCUCUUCAUACUAUACAGCUUAAUAAAAACACGUGACUUUUAA
Messenger RNA from Daphnia carinata, 1013 nucleotides. Its product is annotated as pro-resilin-like. Bases 292 to 813 code for a protein of 173 amino acids. Lineage: Eukaryota; Metazoa; Arthropoda; Branchiopoda; Diplostraca; Daphniidae. Gene Ontology annotation, cellular component: extracellular matrix. The transcript has 3 exons. The record is from RefSeq and is a predicted model, not a curated record.